CUCCGUCCUCCCUUCCUCCUGCGCCUCUGCGUCACCGUCCUUGUCGGCUAUCGGGCCACGCGAGGAUGCAGCCUGGCCCGGCCACAUCGUCGUCGUCCUCGUCUCAGGCCAUCACCACCCGGAUCUGCACCACCACCGGUGCCCCGUCGCGCACCUAUCCGCCGGGGCUGAGGAGGAAACCAGGCAGCCUCCAUCUCUCAUCUCCGGUGAGGCCUCCGAUGAGCAUCUCCGCCUCGGAUCCAAUUCCUACCCCACGAUCUCUUCUUUUGGACUCAUUUGUUUCAACAACGCUGUCUCUCCCCUCUGCAGUCCGGCGACCGUCGCCGUGCAGCUCGGCGGCAUGCGUGAUGCGGUUCAGUGCUGGUGCCGGUGCACGGGACUCCCCUACUUCUUCUCCCCACCGACGAACAUUCAACCACGCCAGUGUUUGAGCUCGCUUGCAUGUGUCGCGGCGCUUAGGUAUGGGAGCAAAGCAGCUGAUGGCGGUGCGGCAAGGAGGGUUGUUGACGCCGUCGCGGGUGUAUCAUUGAUGCUUCCCCUGACCACAGGUUGCCUCCGUCCCAUGACCAAGUGUUGUUUUCCCCCAGUAGUUUUGUUUUUUUGCUUUUGAAGAGUAUCCUUGCAGUUAACUUUGUGCUCGGUGUAAUUCGCGUGUGAGUCCGUGGACUAUAGAGCCUUUCUUUUUUAAUAUUGUUUGCAAUUCUCUAGAUGUGUGUUGCAGUGCAUUGCAUAAAUGUUUGGUAUAAACAUCUUUGAAGUUCA
Molecule: messenger RNA, 762 nt
Organism: Triticum aestivum (bread wheat)
Lineage: Eukaryota; Viridiplantae; Streptophyta; Magnoliopsida; Poales; Poaceae
Source: RefSeq, a predicted model, not a curated record